Molecule: messenger RNA, 3442 nt
Organism: Colletotrichum scovillei
Lineage: Eukaryota; Fungi; Ascomycota; Sordariomycetes; Glomerellales; Glomerellaceae
Product: LisH protein
Exons: 3
Coding region: 1112-2719 (535 amino acids)
Biological process (GO): regulation of transcription by RNA polymerase II
Cellular component (GO): Set3 complex
Molecular function (GO): transcription corepressor activity; protein binding
Source: RefSeq, a predicted model, not a curated record
GUCAGUCAUAGGCAGUCCCCUACCUUAGUCGCUAGUCCAGUCAGUGCCCGCCAUUGAAUCCAACUGGGCUGCUGGCGCUAGCGCCACGCCUCACGCCUGGUCUCGCCUAAACAAGGUACGUAGGCUACGUACCGCCAGAUUCAGAUUCGCCCAUCCUUCCAUUUCAUCCACUCUUGCGGGCUUCCUCAAUCUUCAAUCUUUCCUCAUCUUGAAUCGACGACUGCAAAAAAUCGCUUCCCCCUCGACCGACGACGCCAGCAAAACGCGCCCACGAAGGCUCUCAUCGAGUCCCCCGUCGAAGUCUCUUAAAGAAUCCCUUUUCAAUCACGCCGCCCACAGCGGCGCCGAGCGGCAUGGUCACCAAAGAGUACCUCGACUCGGACAGAGUCAACUUUCUCGUCUGGAGGUGAGUUCACCCUUUUUGCGUCUCACCCACUCCCGCCCGCCGCACCUCCACGCACAAUCGCGCCUCACUCAUCUCACGCCCUCUGCCUUUGCCCUCUCAUGAAAUGCCUCUCGACGGCCGGCCACGCGCCCUCAUGCUAUCGCUGACAUGCUGACUUUGACUCUCCUCUCAGGUAUCUCUUGGAAGGCAGUACGUGACAACCAACCGUCUGGGUACAGCCAGCGACAGCUGGUGGUGGGCCACGGGCUUUUUUUUCUGACGAUUGCAGACUACCGAGAAACCGCAGCCAAAUUCCAGAAAGAAUGGCACAUUCAGCAACCUCAUCGCCAUUUUGACUUCGCAAAUCACGUCAAGAGCCACGCUUUGGUGUCCGUCAUCAACAAAGGCCUCUGCUACCAUGCCCUCGAGCGAGAGCAUGCGAAGAAAUUGGUAAGGCAUUGUGCUCCACUCGGCUGUCCUUCCCCCUUCCCUUCCGCGUCAUGAACAACCGGUGCACCCCGAGUCGGCGGCGAGACGGACGGGUGGGUGUGUGGGAAAUGUGCGAACUCUGGCAAACUAACGUUUUCUCUGCGCGUGCAGGUGCCUUCAGAUGCUGCGGCUGCGGCCGAAGCACUGCAGGUGGGGUUGUUUGGGCCAUUGAUCGCUCAACCGCCUCAAAAGAUUGAGGAGGAUGAGGACGCAGAUGGCGAGGUGGACGACACAGAGAUGGAGGUCGAAAACACUCGGAAACGCCAAUUUGACAGCCGGCCACAACAGCAGCACAUGGUGAAUGGCGGCUCACCCAGCAAGCGGCCCAGGCUUAGCAAUGGGUAUGAGAGCACGAACGGGGCGGAUGCAGCCACGGACCCCAUGGAGCUAGACAGCCACGGCGACAACAACCACGCCUAUCCGUCGCCUCUUGAAGGCGAGCAAGCUCCGACGCCCACCCCGAGAACAGAUGGCCCCGAGCAGGGCACGCAAGUCGACAAAGUCGAGGAAUUGGCCACAGAGACGACAUUUCUGCGAUUAAUGCCCGAUGACAGCAACUCCAGCGCCAAUGCCACCAACAACGCUCGCGACGGCGGCGCCCCGACGACUUUGACUACCACUGCUGCAAGCGCAGGCGGCCCCGGAGCUUCGCCCUCGCCAGCCAACGGUGAAAACGCACCCAUCCUGUUGCGCUGCGAGUGGAACCCAAAGGACCCAUCAAUCUUGGCGGCUGCUGGAACCGAUGCGCUAGCCCGAAUUUGGACCAUCUCACGUUCAAGCACAAUGACGCCCACUCCAGCUCCCGAACCCGACGGUCACGUGCAUGGUGUACAUCGGCCGUUUCAUAGUCUCAUCGACGACGAGACUCCCAAGACAGCCACAGUCGGUCAACUUGCUUGGAAUAGUGGGGGAACGGCCAUUGCCAUCGCCAUCGAACAUGGCGACAGGGCAUCGGUUCACAUCUGGGCAAAGGACGGUUCUCAUGUUGACAAGUUCGACGUCUCAGACCCUCCCGUGAUCAAGCUCCGUUGGAGCCCGAGCGAUGCAGCCCUUCUCGCCAUUGCGCCCGAUAACAGCAACGCAAAUGGACCCGGCGGCGCUCUGGUCACUGUCUAUCAUUCGCUGACGUCCAACACAUUGUCCUAUUUCCUGCCAAAUCACGACUUGCUCAGCUGGCCACUGGAUGCUGCGUGGACCAGCGAAACAGAGUUCCUCCUCACCGGCGGAGAUGUCAUGCUGUCACUAAAGUGCACGGAGACGGCCAUCGUGCCGAACAAGAAGUUGGAGAGCCGAGAGGACGACACAUUUACUCAGGUUGUCUAUGACCGGCGAUCAAAACUUUCUGCUACCGCGAGCGACAAGGGCAUCCUGGAUCUUUGGGACGAAGAUGGUCACCGCCGGUCAAUAACGGCCCACUCUGGGGCGAUCACGGCGGUACAGUGGCAGCCUCUCCCGGACGAUGCCGUCGUGCCGGAAGACGAACGAUUGAUCGCAUCUGGAGGCGACGAUUGCGCCAUUAUCAUCUCCAACGCCAAGGACCCUGAGCCUGGAAAACCAAAGUCCAUUCUGACCAUGGAAUCGCCCAUUGUAUCGAUUGCGUUCACACCAGAUGGCGCAUUCAUCGCCGGAGCCACGGCCGGUCGCAUUCUGAUCUGGAAGGUUGGCGAGCAGCACACGAUGCCAAGAGCGAGCUGGAGCAGAUCGCCACAUCCCGGAUGGCUCAGUCCCAAGGCGAGCUCGGAGCCGGAGGACGAGGAUGAGCACUGUCUGUGCUGGGAUGCCGACGGACAACGGCUCGCCUAUGGAGCUAACAGCAGACUGGCUGUUAUCAACUUCCGUCGGUAGACGAAACAGAGAUUCCGUGCCCUCUGGCACACGUUUAAAGUCGUUCAAAGCAUUCCAAUGGAGUGUUAGACGUUAUAGAGACUCGGUACUCCAACACCAAACCGCCGAGACCUUUCGAGAAAGGGGAAACCAUUUCCACUCUCCAAGAGUCUCAACCAGACGAUUCUUUGUCGUGCAUUUACCACUUUCGAAUUUUUGCAGUUAUCCGGCGUCGCGGCGGUGUUGUUUAUCGAUGAUUUCAGACAGGUCCCCAACAAACGGGGUUGGGGCGGGGAACCGGCUGCCUUCUUGCAUACGCAUACCUUCCAUCUCACAUUACAACUGAAGCUUCUGGAAAGGACGACUGGCGUCUGCGUUGGGUUAGAUGUCACCGUGGUAGAUGAUUCGGUCCCUUUCCCCCCUCUGGUUGACUGAUUGUUCCCCUACGUACUCGUGUCCUGCCAGCGGAGGGAGGGUACUUACUUUGACACUUGAGGGCUCAACACGUUGUACACUACGCCUGUAUAUACCAAACGAUAUGGAAAAAGGAAACUAUGACACUUGACUUCACGCUGGUUUGAUUUGUGUGUAAUUCUUUGACGAUGUCGUGAAGGACUCUAUAGAAUACCAUUGUGGUUCUAGACAUAUCGCGAGGUGAUGAAGAGCGACAGCCUUUGGUGAGAAGGAGUUCUACGUCGGAAAUUCUAUGUCACCAUCAUUAUAGCUUCUAAUGCAAAAUGUAAC